AAGAUGGAUGAUGCACCGGGAUUUACCGGUUCCGGUAGCAGAGAUUGGGUGGGAGAGCAACAGCACACCAUGUUUUCCCGUUUUCGGAUUUAUUGAGUGAAGAGGACUUCAAAUUUGGAAAUGGUAAAUCGGUAAAUGAAUUUGGGUGAGAGAGCAGAGUGCCAGAGAGACACUGUUGGAGUUCUAGGUUUAGAGUAGGUUAAGAUCAAAACUCGAAUGGGGAGAAUUUUCCUGGUUGAAUUAGAUGGCAGAGCUUAUAGAUGCAGAUUCUGUGACAGCCCUCUUGCCCUUGCCGAUGAUAUCAUCUCUCGGUCUUUCAGCUGCCGUCGAGGAGGGGCAUAUCUGUUCAGCACUGUGGUGAACAUAACGCUUGGUCCCGAGGAAGAGAGGCUGAUGCUUUCUGGUUUGCAUACUGUAGAAGAUAUUUUUUGCUGCUGCUGCGGACAGAUUCUUGGAUGGAAAUAUGUAAUUGCACAUGACAAAAACCAAAUAUACAAGGAAGGAAAGUUUGUGCUCGAAAGAUGGAGGAUAGAAGUGGAUGUUGCUGAGGAAUUCAAUUUAGACGCUCCGCCCGGUUCAAGUGACACAGAAAUUCCUUAGGAAGUUAUCACUAAUCAUAUAGUUAAUAAGAUCUGGAUGAUAUACUAUACAUGUUAUCAUAUAUGCAAUUUGAACAGCCAUUUGUAACUAUUAUGAGUACGAGGAAGAUGCAUUUUUCCGUAAGCAAAGCAUGUUGGAUUAAAUUGUUUUUC
Molecule: messenger RNA, 752 nt
Organism: Prunus mume (Japanese apricot)
Lineage: Eukaryota; Viridiplantae; Streptophyta; Magnoliopsida; Rosales; Rosaceae
Product: protein yippee-like At5g53940
Source: RefSeq, a predicted model, not a curated record